Molecule: messenger RNA, 8434 nt
Organism: Pteronotus mesoamericanus
Lineage: Eukaryota; Metazoa; Chordata; Mammalia; Chiroptera; Mormoopidae
Gene: SETD1B
Product: SET domain containing 1B, histone lysine methyltransferase
Exons: 17
Coding region: 173-6046 (1957 amino acids)
Cellular component (GO): Set1C/COMPASS complex
Molecular function (GO): RNA binding; protein binding; histone H3K4 methyltransferase activity
Source: RefSeq, a predicted model, not a curated record
CAGCAGCAGCAGCAGCGGCGGCGGCAGCAGCUCUGGGCCCGGCAGCCGCGGCGGCGCCCCCCCCUCCCGGCCCCCCGUCCGGCAGCCCCGGCCUCGGCUCCCGCGGGGGACACCAUGUACUGGCUGGCGGCGCAGGGAGGCCGGCGCCCGGCGGGGAUGUUGGGUUAACGGCAUGGAGAACAGUCACCCCCACCACCACCACCAGCAGCCCCCGCCGCAGCCCGGCCCUUCGGGCGAGAGGAGGAACCACCAUUGGAGAAGUUACAAGUUGAUGAUUGACCCGGCUCUGAAAAAGGGACACCAUAAACUGUACCGCUACGAUGGGCAGCAUUUCAGCCUGGCGAUGUCCAGCAACCGCCCGGUGGAAAUUGUCGAAGAUCCACGGGUGGUCGGAAUCUGGACCAAAAACAAGGAGCUGGAGCUGUCGGUGCCCAAAUUCAAGAUCGAUGAGUUCUACGUGGGCCCAGUGCCUCCGAAGCAGGUGACAUUUGCCAAGCUGAAUGAUAACAUCCGCGAAAACUUCCUGAGGGACAUGUGCAAGAAGUAUGGGGAAGUGGAGGAGGUGGAGAUUUUGUACAACCCCAAGACCAAGAAGCACUUGGGCAUUGCCAAAGUGGUCUUUGCCACGGUCCGGGGGGCCAAGGAGGCGGUUCAGCACUUGCAUAGCACUUCGGUCAUGGGCAAUAUCAUCCACGUGGAGCUGGACACCAAAGGGGAAACCCGAAUGCGGUUUUACGAACUGUUGGUCACGGGCCGAUACACACCCCAGACCCUGCCGGUGGGUGAGCUGGAUGCUGUCUCUCCAAUUGUGAACGAGACCUUGCAGUUGUCAGAUGCCCUGAAGCGCCUCAAGGAUGGGGGCCUGUCCACAGGCUGUGGCUCUGGCUCGUCCUCUGUCACCCCAAAUAGUGGCGGGACGCCCUUCUCCCAGGACACUGCUUACUCCAGCUGUCGCCUGGACACGCCCAAUUCCUACGGACAGGGCACGCCGCUCACGCCGCGCCUGGGCACCCCCUUCUCGCAGGAUUCCAGCUAUUCCAGCCGCCAGCCCACACCCUCCUACCUCUUCAACCAGGACCCCACGGUGACCUUCAAGGCCCGGCGCCAUGAGAGCAAGUUUACGGAUGCCUACAACCGCCGCCACGAGCACCACUAUGUCCACAACUCUCCUGCGGUCACAGCGGUGGCCGGGGCCGCAGCCGCCUUCAGGGGCUCUGUGGACCUCCCGUUCGGGGCAGUCAGCAGUAGUGGGGCCAGCGGCGGUCCCCCGUUCAAGGCCCAGCCCCAGGACUCAGCCACGUUUGCCCACACUCCACCACCUCCCCAAGCAACCCCUGCUGCUGGAGUCACGUUCAAGCCGGCUUUCUCUCCCUACCAGACCCCGGUACCUCCUUUCCCCCCACCCCCCGAGGAGCCCCCCACCACAACCGCCUUUGGAGCCCGUGACAGUGGGGAGUUCCAGAGAGCACCUGCGCCCCCACCCCUGCCGCCUAGUGAGCCCCUGACCAAGGAGAAGCCGGGCACGCCCCCCGGCCCACCACCCCCCGAUGCCAACAGCAUGGAGCUGGGUGGCCGGCCAACCUUCGGCUGGAGCCCAGAGCCCUGCGACAGCCCGGGCACCCCGACCCUGGAGUCGUCACCAGGGCUGGAGAAGCCCCACGACAGCCUGGACUCGCGCAUCGAGAUGUUGCUGAAGGAGCAGCGCACCAAGCUACCCUUCCUCCCGGAGCAGGACUCGGACACGGAGCUGCAGAUGGAGGGCAGCCCCAUCUCCUCCUCCUCCUCCCAGCUCUCCCCUCUGGCCCCCUUUGGCGCUAACUCCCAGCCGGGCUUCCGAGGCCCCACGCCACCUUCCUCGCGCCCCUCCAGCACCGGGCUGGAGGACAUUAGCCCCACGCCACUGCCGGACUCGGACGAGGAUGAGGAGCCUGACCUGGGGAUGGGGCCCCGGCCCCCACCUGAGCCAGGCCCCCCGGACCCGACUGGUCUUCUGGGUCAGACAACUGAGAUGGCCUUGGACCUGGCUGGAGACAGGACCCCAACCUCAGAGAAGAUGGAUGAGGGCCAGCAGUCCUCUGGCGAGGACAUGGAGAUCUCGGACGACGAGAUGCCCUCAGCCCCCAUCACCAGCGCCGAUUGUCCCAAGCCCAUGGUGGUGACGCCAGGGGCGGCGCCUGUGGGAGCCCCCUCCGUGCUGGGCCCGAACCUGCCGCUGCCCCCACCCCCUGGCUUCCCACCGCUGCCCCCGCCCCCGCCCCCGCCCCCGCCCCAGCCUGGCUUCCCCAUGCCCCCACCUCUGCCACCGCCCCCGCCCCCGCCACCCCCGGCCCACCCGGCCGUGACAGUGCCCCCGCCACCCCUGCCAGCGCCACCCGGCGUCCCGCCACCGCCAAUCCUGCCCCCUCUGCCGCCCUUCCCGCCUGGGCUGUUUCCCGUGAUGCAAGUGGACAUGAGCCAUGUGCUGGGCGGCCAGUGGGGCGGCAUGCCCAUGUCCUUCCAGAUGCAAACACAAAUGCUGAGCCGUCUGAUGACAGGCCAGGGCGCCUGCCCCUACCCACCCUUCAUGGCCGCUGCAGCCGGGCUGCAGUUUGUCAACCUGCCCCCUUACCGGGGCCCCUUUUCCCUGGGCAACACGGGCCCCGGUCGCGGGCAGCCCUGGCCGCCCCUGCCCAAGUUUGAUCCGUCCGUGCCGCCGCCAGGCUACAUGCCACGCCAGGAGGACCCGCACAAGGCCACUGUCGACGGUGUCCUCCUGGUGGUGCUCAAAGAGCUCAAGGCCAUCAUGAAGCGUGACCUGAACCGCAAGAUGGUGGAGGUGGUGGCCUUCCGGGCCUUCGACGAGUGGUGGGACAAGAAGGAGCGGAUGGCGAAGGCCUCACUGACCCCCGUGAAGUCAGGCGAGCACAAGGACGAGGACCGGCCGAAGCCCAAGGACCGCAUCACCUCGUGCCUGCUGGAGUCGUGGGGCAAGGGCGAGGGCCUGGGCUACGAGGGCCUGGGCCUGGGCAUCGGGCUGCGGGGGGCCAUCCGCCUGCCCUCCUUCAAGGUCAAGAGGAAGGAGCCACCGGACACAGCCUCCGCCGGAGACCAGAAGCGACUUCGGCCCUCAACCUCCGUGGAUGAAGAAGACGAAGAGUCGGAGCGGGAGCGGGACCGGGAUGCGGCGGAUGCCCCCUGCGAGCUCGCCAAGCGGGACCCCAAGGGCGUGGGUGUGCGGCGGCGGCCGGCCCGACCCCUGGAGCUGGACAGCGGCGGCGAGGAGGAUGAGAAGGAGUCGCUGUCGGUGUCCUCGUCGUCGUCGGCGUCCUCCUCCUCCGGGUCCUCCACGACCUCGCCUUCAUCCUCCGCCUCGGACAAGGAGGAGCAGGAGAGCACCGAGGAGGAAGAGGAGGGGGAGGAGGAAGAGGAGGAAGGCCCCCGGAGCCGCGUCUCCUCCUCCUCCACCUCAUCCACGUCGGAUAAGGAGGACGACGAGGACAGUGACGGCCAGGACGAGUCCAAGAACGACGACGAAGACUUGGCCCUGUCGGAGGCGAGUGACAAGGAGGAAGGGGACUCCGAUGGAGAUGAGACAGCGAGCGUCGCUACCAGCAAGGCCGGAGCUAGCUCCUCCAGUGAGAGUUCUGAGUCUUCUGAGUUUGAGUCAAGUUCCGAGUCCUCGUCGUCAUCCUCGGAGGAUGAGGAAGAGCUGGUGGUGGAGGAGGAGGAGGAAGAGGAGGAGGAAGAGGAGGAGGAGGAGGAAGAGCCAGCCACUGACGAGAGCAUGGCUCCCGCUGUGCCCGAGGAGGACUUUGAGAAGGACGUGGCCACAAGGCCACCCGUGAUGGAGUCCUUGGGCACGGAAGAGGAGGUGGACAUUGAGGCUGAGGACGAAGCCCCCGAGGAGCAGCCCCCUGUGCAGGAAGAGCCCCCCCUGCCUGUGGGCACGAAGGAGCUGGCUGGCUGCAAGGAGUCCGCCAAGGAGCCAGGUCUGAACCAGGAAGGGGUCCGGUCGCUGUCUCCAGAGCCCCCGGCGCGAGAGAUGGAGGCCCACCUGCCGCCUUCCCCGGAGCCCGACCAAGGGGAGGACCUGGAAGCAAAGCCUGAGCCCCCCGCGCUGCUCUCCUCGCCCCUGCAGCCGCCAUUGCCGCCCCACCGGCCGCCCCGGCCGCCCAGCCCGCCGCCUGAGCCCCAAGCCCCUGACCCCCCACAUGCACCAGCCCCCCCGGAGCCUGCCCCCGAGGACCAGCCCCCGCGCACUCCGGGCCUCUGUGGCAGCCUGGCCAAGUCACAGAGCACAGAGACGGUGCCGGCCACCCCAAGCGGGGACCCCCCGCUGUCGGGGGGCAGCAGCAGCCUGUCCCUGAGCUCCCCGCAGGUGCCCGGCAGCCCCUUCUCCUACCCGUCCCAGUCCCCCAGCCUGAGCAGCGGGGGCCUCCCGAGGACGCCAGGCCGGGACUUCAGCUUUACGCCCACCUUCCCCGAGCCCGGCGGGCCCCUACUGCUGCCUGUCUGCCCCAUCCCGGCCGGCCGGCGGGACGAGCGCUCCGGCCCGCUGCCCUCCCAGGUGCUCCUGGAGACCGGCCUGCCGCUCCCGCUGCCCCUGCCCCUGCCCCUGCCCUUGGCGUUGCCAGUACCUGUCCUGCGGCCCCAGACUCGGACCCCUGCCCAGCUGCCACCCCUGCUGCCCGCCCCUCUGGCUCCCUGCCCGCCCCCCAUCAAGAGGAAGCCGGGCCGGCCCCGGCGAUCCCCGCCAGCCCUGCUCUCCUUGGACGGGCCCUUGGUCCGGCCACCGGCGGGGGCUGCCCUUGGCAGGGACCUUCUGCUCUUGCCUGGCCAGCCACAGACCCCUGUCUUCCCCAGCACCCAUGACCCCCGGGCCGUGACCCUGGACUUCCGGAACACGGGGAUCCCGGCCCCUCCCCCACCCCUGCCUCCCCAGCCUCCCCCACCGCCACCUCCACCCCCUGUUGAGCCCACCAAGCUGCCGUUCAAGGAGCUGGAGAACCAGUGGCUCUCUGAGGCCAUCCCCCCGGGCCCCCGCGGGCGUGACGAAGUCACGGAGGAGUUCAUGGACCUGGCCAAGGUGCGCGGCCCCUGGCGCCGGCCACCUAAGAAGCGCCACGAGGACCUGGCGGCCUCGCCCGAGCUCUCCCCGCCGCAGCCCCUCUUCCGGCCCCGCACGGAGUUUGAGGAGAUGACUAUCCUCUAUGACAUCUGGAACGGUGGCAUCGAUGAAGAGGACAUCCGCUUCCUGUGUGUCACCUACGAGCGGCUGCUGCAGCAGGACAAUGGCAUGGACUGGCUCAACGACACGCUCUGGGUCUACCAUCCCUCCACCAGCCUCUCUUCAGCUAAGAAAAAGAGACGGGAUGACGACAUCCCCGAGCACGCCACAGGCUGCGCCCGCAGCGAGGGCUUCUACACCAUCGAUAAGAAGGACAAGAUCAGAUACCUCAACAACACCCGCGCCAGCACAGACGAGCCCCCCACGGACACCCAGGGCAUGAGCAUCCCGGCGCAGCCGCACGCCUCCACCCGGGCCGGCUCGGAGCGGCGCUCAGAGCAGCGCCGCCUGUUGUCCUCCUUCACUGGCAGCUGUGACAGCGACCUGCUCAAGUUCAACCAGCUCAAGUUCCGGAAGAAAAAGCUCAAAUUCUGCAAGAGCCACAUUCACGACUGGGGCCUGUUCGCCAUGGAGCCCAUCGCGGCCGACGAGAUGGUCAUCGAGUACGUGGGCCAGAACAUCCGCCAGGUGAUCGCGGACAUGCGGGAGAAGCGCUAUGAAGACGAGGGCAUUGGGAGCAGCUACAUGUUCCGGGUGGACCACGACACGAUCAUCGAUGCCACCAAGUGCGGCAACUUUGCUCGCUUCAUCAACCACAGCUGCAACCCCAACUGCUACGCCAAGGUGAUCACGGUGGAGUCGCAGAAGAAGAUCGUCAUCUACUCCAAACAGCACAUCAGCGUCAACGAGGAGAUCACCUACGACUAUAAGUUCCCCAUCGAAGACGUCAAGAUCCCCUGUCUCUGCAGCUCCGAGAACUGCCGGGGGACGCUCAACUAGGCGCGGCAGCCAGCAGAAGGACGUCAGCUGUCGUCGGGGCUCCCAGCGCGGACCCCUGAGGCCCCGGGGCCUGGCCCCACCUCCCACCCCCAUUUCAGGUGCUGUCCUCUACCCAGUGGCCGUGUCAGGGCCUGGCGCCCCCAACACUACCCCCAGGACCCCGGCUCCAGCCCCUCAGAGGGAAAGGGCUUCUCUGUCUGUCCGCCUGUGUCUCAUCGUUUCUCAAAGUGCUCCCGUGAGGAUCUGUGUUCGACUCCAACAUGAACUUCUCUGUUCCUGUGUCACUCUCCCUGGCUCUCCAUCUCUCUCUCUCUCCGUCUUUUCUCUUUCCCGUCGUUUUCGUCAGCCUCUUUCCAUGAAUGCUGCUACGUUGUUUUGUCUUCCCUUUAUUUUCUUCCUUGUCAUAAGAAGACAUUUUAACCGUUGAAAUGUGAAGGCAGAAUCAGAGGGCGGGGGCCCCUGGUGGAGGCUGCAGAGCCCGCGGUUCGAUGGCGUGUCGGCCGGCGGUCUGGAGGCCCCCGGGGCCAGGGUGCUGGGCCAGGUGCUGCAGGGAGGAGGAGGGUCCGGCCCGGUGGCUUUGACCUCAGAACACUACGGAAGGCCCUUGCCUCUGCCAGUGGACUCAGUGAGAAGACCCUCCUACAGGCCCCCCGCCCCCAGUCUGUUCUUCCCCCAGCAGCCUGAGGGGGGGCCAUUUCCCCUCACGGACCCUGGUGGAGCCCCCCGGCCGGUCCCAGGCAGGACUCUUCCCCUCUGGGCUCUCUCUGCCACCUCGCGCCCCUCCCCCCCCAUCUUGGGUUCAAUGUUUACUUUCUCAUUCGAAUGCCAGCAACGAGGGAGCCUCCAGGAGGUCCCAGCGGGGGCAGGCGGGGCACUGGGAAGGGUCACAUCUGCGCCCCCCUGUCCGCCCCUUCACAGGCCAGAGGAGGGCCCCCCCGGCAGGCGGGGCCUCCAGUCCCACCACUACGGGUGUCCGACCGUGAAUGCGUGUGGCAUUGUUCGUUCGUAAGCUUCACCUGCUCGCCCCUGGCCCACACCCCCACCCACCUUGCCAGCAGCCCCCUCACCCCAAGAUGUCAGAAGCAUAUUUAUUUUUGGAGUGCGAAGAUUAUUUCUCCCAGAGAAAGAAAAACCUUGGAGAAGAUUUUAAAACUCGAAUCUAAAUCUGACAGGUUUUUGGUUUUGUUUUUUUUUUUAAACCCUUUUUACCCCCUUCCCAUCAUCCUCUUCAGGGUUUAUUUCCGUAUAUUUUUGUGUGUGCGUGUGCGUGUAUAAAAUCAAACCGAAGGGGGGAAAUCAGUUUUUGAAGUUCAGAACCAACUUCUGUACAUAGGCUUCGGUAAAGGACUUUUUCUCGGGAACAUUGUUUCUUGUAGAAACAUGUGGGAAGACUUUUUUGCUCAUUUCUUUGUACUUCCAAAAACACCACACGAGUCCCUGCACCCCAGAAAGCAGAGCAGGCGUGUAAAUAAUUUAUGGAAAGUGACUGUUGUGACCAGGACUCAUCCUCGCCAAGACGGGAGCCUCCCGGCGGGGCCGCCCCGCCCUGCGGCGCGCAGGCCGGGCCUCUGGUAUCUCAGCUUGUGUCAAGCUUGUUAUCAUGUAAAUUCUGUACAAAGAAUUGUUAUUUUUCUCUCUCUCUUUUUUUUUUUUUUUUUUUUUGUCGUUGGUGGUUUUGUUGUGUUUUUUUUUUUUUCCCCAGUUUCUUCACCCCACGCCCUCUCUGUUUGAGACUGCCCGCCGUUUCAAGGUCAAUGAAAUUGGUGGCAUUAAGACACAGAGGGGGGACCUGGGCAUAGCAGCGACCUUCUCUCCCAUUUGCGGUUUUCUGCCUAAUUGUGCAACUGAGGAAAUAUUUAUUUUUCACAUGAGGAAAUGUGUAGUGUGUAGAGACGGCUGAUUUAAGUUACCUGUACAGUCCCCAAGGGGCUGUCUCCGUUCUGUCCCCACCCCCUACAGAAGAUGUGGAGGUGGGGACCCCCGGGCCGGGCCUGCCUCAGCCCUCGCCUUGCCCAGCCAGGGAGGGACCAGGCCCGCGUCCCCAGGAACCCCCGCCUCCCCUGAAUGGUUUGCCGUAUCCAGAAAUGUGUUGGCUCAUUUUUCUUUCAAUGUCUUCAUUUUCAUUGGACGAAUUUUUGCUUUGGAAGAGUUGGGGGGUUCUGCUUUUUUUUUCCCUUGUCCCGCCCUUUUUCCUCCCUUUUCCCGCAAAGAAGAGAGCCCGUGAGUUUUAGGGAUGUCUGUGCAUAUAGGCUCUAUCACCCGUAUGGAACUUGUUUUGAAGAGAAGUGUUUCCGUUGUGGGUGUGUCUGGCUGUAAAUAUUUGUUCAUAUUUUUGUGAAUUCAAUACUAUGUACCAUUGUAUUAUAGUAACUUUUAUAAAGCAAACCA